AUGGGCAUCCUCCUCGAAGCCGAUUAUAAGGGCGUCAUCUCUGGCCGAGAAUCCCCGAUCUCGGGCCUACAACGUGCAUUCCUCUCUAGCAAACGCGGCUCGCAAAACCCCCUAGAGCGGAAGAGCGGCGAGGAUUUAAAACCACAGGAGCAGGAUGGUCAGCUCACAUAUGAGCUCAUGAACCGGGAUUCUGCGAUUACGUUGGCACAGGAGGCAGAUAGGGAGGGGGUGAAAGCGUUUGCGUAUAUGAGUGCUGUGGCUGGUGCUCCUGUCUUGCCCAGUAGGUAUAUCGGGACCAAGAGGGAGGCGGAGAGUACUAUUGGGAGCGAGUUUCCGAGGAUGAGGAGCGUGUUUAUUAGGGCGCCUUUCAUGUACGAUCAGUCCAGGACUUUUACAAUGCCUCUUGCCGCAUUGACGGGAGCCGGUGCGGUGUUCAACAGUGCCACGAGGGGUAUGUUUGGGGGACUUUUGGGUGCGGGGGGCGUUAAACCACUGAAAGCAGAUUUAGUGGCUGAGGCGCUGAUAGAGGCCCUUGCUGAUGAGAGUGUGAAGGGCCCAGUGGGAGUUGAUCAGAUCGAGGAACUUGCUCAAAAGGCAUGGAGGAAGGGUAUGUUAUAA
Venustampulla echinocandica is the source of this 618-nucleotide messenger RNA. Its product is annotated as NAD(P)-binding protein. Bases 1 to 618 code for a protein of 205 amino acids. The transcript has a single exon. Gene Ontology annotation, molecular function: protein-containing complex binding. Lineage: Eukaryota; Fungi; Ascomycota; Leotiomycetes; Helotiales; Pleuroascaceae. Gene Ontology annotation, cellular component: mitochondrion. The record is from RefSeq and is a predicted model, not a curated record.